Molecule: messenger RNA, 1816 nt
Organism: Triticum aestivum (bread wheat)
Lineage: Eukaryota; Viridiplantae; Streptophyta; Magnoliopsida; Poales; Poaceae
Exons: 3
Coding region: 40-1428 (462 amino acids)
Source: RefSeq, a predicted model, not a curated record
CCCCCCUCCACGGUCCACACACACUCCUGAAAAUCAAUCAUGGAAAGCCGUUGCGCGAGCAGAGGGGAGCAGCGCACACCAGGUCACAAACACUCUCAGGAUUCAGAAAUCCAGCUGCAAGCAACAGAAAUUAGCGAGAUCACGCACGCCAUGGCAGCUUUGUUGGAUCUCAUGCUGGUUCGCUCGUCGCCAUCGCCUCGCUUGGUUGUUGCUCCACAGGCGUGCGCCGCACCGGUGGCCGGGGCGCCCGGGGAAGGAGAGGGAGCAAUGCCGCCGGCCGUUCCGUGCCUCCGCGCCGUCGUGCUGCGGGAGGCGUUGAGGGAGCGGCUCGCCGGCGAAUGGGAGGAGCGGCGCCGCCGACCACGGCCGCCCCCGCUGCAUCUUCGCGUGGGCCAGUGCGGGAGGAACAGAAAGAGGAAGUGGGCCGGGCCGAGAAGACGGCCCUCAACUCCACCUUCUGCCCAAAGCCCGAGGGUAACCGCCUCACCCAACAAGGCGCGCUUCUCCUCUUCUCCCCGUCGCCGGAGCGCCUACGAGAAAUCAUUCAUCCUCUCUGCCUCUCCAGCGAUGGAUCAGUUCCACGACAGGCAUCACGUGCGGCUGCGGAGCUGCGUGCUCCGCACGUACCUCCACGCCGACCACGACGGGGAGCGCGUCUCCCUCAGCCGGCGCCGUGACUCGCUGAACACGGCGUGGGUGGUGCACAUCCACCAACGCGCCGACGGCCCGUACCUGCUCCUCCACAGCGCCGCCUACGGCCACUACCUCGGCACCACGUUCAAGCCGGCGCCGCUCGGCCACCACGGCUGCCGCACCGAGCAGCGCGACUACGACGACGAGCCGGACUUGAUGGCCGUCAUGUGGAAGGCCGCCAGGGCGGGCGUCCGUGACAUCAUCCUGCUCCGCGACGUCGCCGGCCGCUACCUCCGCGCCAAUGACAGGUACCUCCCCUGGAACACCGGGGUGACCGUCGACAACAAGGUCAGCGCCCUGAUGUACUGGACCGUCGAGCACAUCCCCGACAGAGACGGUCCGCCUGGCCUUCCAGGCCCGAUCCACACCCCCAGCCCCGGAUACCACUCCCUCAUGCUCUGGCGCAACCCGGUGGUGUCACGGCUGAUCCGGUUCAUGCUGUCCGAUCCCAACGGCCCCAUCUACACCCAGCACUGCUGGACCACGCUGCGGUUCAGGGGGAGGUCCGUGUUCCACCUGAGGGACGAGCUGGCCAGGCGCAUCGCCUUCGUCCUCGACGGGCGUCAGUCCUUCGACCUCGUAAUGUGCGUCCGAGCGGGCCGCCGGGGGCGUCUGACCCCACUCGUCAUCGACCUGCCCAGCAGCGGCUACGGCGAGACCCUCUGGAUUGUCGUCUUCAUGUCCGGGACCCCAGCUUAUAACGCACUGCGACACCCGGAUGUCGAUGCAGAGUAGAGAAAGAUCAGAGCAGGAGUCCUGUCAGUUCACCUCUUCAGAAGUUUCACCGCCUCAGACAUUAUGACAGCAGAACUGGACCCGUACUUUUGCCUGUUGAUAGAUAUAGGUUCAGAAAACUCAGCAGCUCCCGUGUUUCUUUUGCUAGCUAAAACUUGCUCCGUUCUCUCGACAGGAUAGGGCGAACCUGUCAGUUUUGGCCUUGCGGUUCUAUGAUUCAGAACUGCUCAAAGCGUUGUGGCCAGUGGUUUUAGUAGUCGUCAGGGUCUCGCUCUUCUGCAAUUCAUUCAUCUCUAUGAUAUGUGGUUGGUACUUGCAAUGAGUUGAUCUUGCAUUUCUUUUGGAUGAUGGAUGCACUUCGUAUAAAUGAAAAUUGCAGUGUUCUUGC